Messenger RNA from Caenorhabditis sp. 36 PRJEB53466, 1105 nucleotides. Lineage: Eukaryota; Metazoa; Nematoda; Chromadorea; Rhabditida; Rhabditidae. The record is from the annotation of a GenBank genome assembly.
AUGGAAGAGUCGCGUUCGAGCCCGCCUAACGUGCAAAAACAAUACGUUGUGCUGGAUCAAGUCUGAAAAUCGCUGAAAAUCCGCAAAAAUCGCACAACUUUGCAGACAUUCGUAGUUUUCGAUAUCGAUCAGCCGAAGAACGCGUGUCAAAAACUGAGAUUGAAUCGUUUAGCCGGCGUCGGACCGAUUUAUUGGAGAUUUCAAGUGAAGUGGACAGGGCGGAGGCGAAAAAAUCGAUAAUUUGCAGACAAAUGCUCCGACGCGCUACAUUGUGAGCCCGAAUCACGGAAUUUUGCGCGACGACGAGCCCGUCGAGGUGACGGUGACUUUGUGGCAAAAUCGUUUUCGUCCACGUCACGAGCUCUUCUUGCAAGCGGCUCCCGUUGCCGAAGGAUUCGAUCCCAAGGUUGUUGUGUGUGUGUUGCAAGUGCGCUCUACUGUUAACGCGGACUAGUUUUUGCAGUUUUAGCGCACAAGCGCGGCCCGAAAUUCUAGAUCCAUUUGCAGACCCUGUUCGAGACGGUCCACGAGAUGCAAGUGACGUACCUGGACCUCGGGACUACCGUAAUGAAAAUCGAGUCGGCGGUGGAGAGCCAAAAGUCGGUGACCGACCUGACGCAGGCCCUCGACGCGACCGCCACCACCGGCCGCGACCGUCUCGACCAACUGCAAUGUGAGUUCGGAUUACUGUAGUAGCGUCGUAAGAUGCAAUGUCCCCCCGUCUGCAGCCAUCCUCAAUCUGGCCGUCUGCGAUACGGAGCAAAUUGCCGCCAAUAUCAGCCAGGCGAAACAGCUCAAAGUGACCCUCGACGCGCAGUUGGAGCAAAAGUGAGCGCAAAAGUGGUCAUGAAACAUUAGAAAAACUGUGAACUCCUAGAAUAGCUCUGGUGGCCGAGUACAAGUCGAAAUUGACAGUGUUGGAGAGCAGUUAUAUGCGUAAAAGUGCGGAGGUGAGUACGCCACUGGCUCCUCCCCAAGGAAAGUCGGCAAUUUGGUGUGUUUUAAGGUGAACCGCCUGCAAAACGAGCUGCUCAAUCAGCACAAAAUGAAUGCGAUGAAGGCGUCGACGGCGGCGAAAAACGUUCAGAAUUGCACUAUUUCGUGA